Molecule: messenger RNA, 1614 nt
Organism: Fulvia fulva
Lineage: Eukaryota; Fungi; Ascomycota; Dothideomycetes; Mycosphaerellales; Mycosphaerellaceae
Product: Polyamine oxidase FMS1
Exons: 2
Coding region: 1-1614 (537 amino acids)
Molecular function (GO): oxidoreductase activity
Source: RefSeq, a predicted model, not a curated record
AUGUCAAAUCUCAAGCACAACAUGGCCCAUCUGUACCACAUAAUAGCCGACAGUAAACCUAUGAAACCCUCUAAUCGUGGCUCCGGCCUGGGUGAGAACGAACUCUCAGUCUCCCUCGGUGCAACUUCCCUGAGCGAGACGCCACGAUCAGCUGGCGACCCAGGACCGGAGCAACAGAAGAAGAAGAAGAAGAAGGUGGUCGUUGUCGGUGCGGGUAUCAGCGGCCUUCGAUGUGCGGCUGUACUCCAGCGUCACGGCAUCGAAGUCGUCGUGCUCGAAGGCCGUGACCGCAUCGGCGGACGAAUCCACACAACAAGGAGUGAGAAGGGCGUUCGCGAUAUUGGUGCUGCCUGGCUUCACGAAACCUCGCAGAACAAACUUGUGAAGCUCAUUUCCAAACUGAACAUCGAGUAUUACUAUGAUGACGGUCUCCCUCUGUACUAUACCGAACAAGGCCGAGCCGGCAGCCAGUUCAAGGCUAAAAAGGUCGCCGACGAGUUCGCAGAUCACUGUGAGUGGUUCUACGAGACGUACCCAGAUGCGCCGGACCAGUCGGUCUCCGAUUUCGUGAACACUUUCGUACAGAACCAUGAACUCAUCACGCGUGAUGAGAAGAUGUGGGCACCACAGGCCGUGAAGGAGGUAGAAUUGUGGCUGGGAACUGCCACUGAGCUUGCGAGCUCUAAACACCUUUCUUAUUUUAUAACCGAGAGGAACCUGUAUAUGAGGGGAGGUUACGACGGAAUCGUCCUGUGGACAGCGGAAUCCCUACUGAAGGAUGCAGGUACGAUCUGUCUGAACCAUGUCGUGGACCGCAUCAUGUGGAGCGAAGACGGGGCCAAGAAGAGCACCGUGGAAGGACAUGACAGCAACGGCGAGGCUUUCAGCGUGGAAGCGGAUGCUGUGGUGUCAACCCUGCCUCUCGGAGUCCUGCGUCACGAGCUUGUAUCUUUCGAGCCGUCCCUGCCAGACGAUGUGCUUACUGGACUAAGGGGCUUCUCGUACGGCGCCCUUGGAAAAGUAUUUUUCGAGUUCGCCGAUGUCUUCUGGAGCAAAGACAACGAUCAAUUCAUGUUCUACCCGAAUCCACCUGCACUCGACGAGGAUCUGUAUGGUACCUCGGCGAGCUCCGACAGCUCCAGCGGCAUCGAGACGAUCCUCAAUUAUGCCACCGUCACGAUCAACCUGUGGAUCAUGACUGGUGCGAAAGAGCUUUGUGUCCAGAUCGCAGAGCCGCUCACACAGCGGAUCGAGGCUAUGACGGACAAGAAAGAAAUCUAUAGAUUCUUCGAGCCACUCUUCAAGCUCCUUCGCACCGAGCCGUACAAGACCUUGCCGAAACUGCUGAAUGUGGAGAGCACGCAUUGGACGCAAGAUUCAAUGGCCGGCUUUGGGUCAUACUCUGCCGACAAGGUGGGAGAUGAGCCUGAGCGCUUGAUUGAAGCGCUGGAGAACCGCAAGGGCUCUCAUCUGCAGUUUGCCGGCGAGCACUGCACUAUGGUUGCCAAUGGGUGCGUCCAUGGUGCUUUCGCUACGGGAGAGACUGCAGCGAAGAAUCUGUUGAAUUCGUUUGGCGUUGAAUACGACGGUGGAGACCUUGUCAGUCUUACCUAG